Messenger RNA from Aplysia californica (California sea hare), 839 nucleotides. RefSeq names its product succinate dehydrogenase assembly factor 3, mitochondrial. Gene Ontology annotation, biological process: succinate metabolic process; mitochondrial respiratory chain complex II assembly. Bases 170 to 523 code for a protein of 117 amino acids. The record is from RefSeq and is a predicted model, not a curated record. The transcript is spliced from 3 exons. Gene Ontology annotation, cellular component: mitochondrion; mitochondrial intermembrane space. NCBI's taxonomy places the organism in Eukaryota, Metazoa, Mollusca, Gastropoda, Aplysiida, Aplysiidae.
GAAUCUUAAGAAACGGGUCAAAUAUUAUGGUGUGUUGCUGUUGCAAAACAAGAGUUGUUGUCCAAUACGAUGUCAAAGUAAAGGUCGUUGAUUUCCCUAUCUCAUAAACAAGAUUGCUGUCUUUCUGCACAGACCUAUUUUGAAAUAGCAAUUUAGAUGAGCCUGCUGAAUGGCCAGUAACAUCACGCACACGGCCCGUGUGAGAGCCCUCUACAAGGCUCUGCUGAAACUGCACCGCGGCCUCCCCGUACAGAUGAAGGCGUUGGGCGAUCAGUACGUCAAAGAAGAGUUCCGUCUCCAUAAAGAAGCCAAGCCGGAGGAAACGGAAGUGUUCAUGCAGGAGUGGACGAAGUACUAUGUGACUUUAGCCAAACAGCUGGGCCAGCGCCGACACAAGCAGUUGGUUGGCAACGACCUCUCGCCCCAGAUGUUGGACAACUUGCGGCCCGAGCAGAUGGGGCAGCUGCACGAGUUGUUCGUGGAGACCACACAGACGGGCCGCGGCGACGCCUCCAACAGCUGACCUCCGCUUGGGCGAGAAUGCGAGAUUCUGACCACGGCUUGUGGAAGAUUCCCCUUGUCUAGUGUAUUGACCUUUUCACACGCGAACUUCUUGGUCAGAAAUGACCGACAGUGAAAUUUGUUGAAACUGAACUCUGUGGGGCUGCCGGACUGUCUUUGGUUUGCUCGUAUUUAUAUAUUUAUAUAUAUAUAUAUAUAUAUAUACUUCGGUUUUGGAGAGAUAACUCAAAUAGUGUGUGGACUAAAGGGAAGUAAUUCAUCUGGAGACUCCCAAAUGUCUUAAAAAUUUUAUUUUUGGAAAACGUUUGAGUAUGCAA